This is a messenger RNA of Sporothrix brasiliensis 5110, 3381 nucleotides long. Its product is annotated as tuftelin-interacting protein 11. Gene Ontology annotation, cellular component: U2-type post-mRNA release spliceosomal complex. The transcript has a single exon. The record is from RefSeq and is a predicted model, not a curated record. Gene Ontology annotation, biological process: spliceosomal complex disassembly. The coding region runs from base 1 to 3381 and encodes 1126 amino acids. NCBI's taxonomy places the organism in Eukaryota, Fungi, Ascomycota, Sordariomycetes, Ophiostomatales, Ophiostomataceae. Gene Ontology annotation, molecular function: nucleic acid binding.
AUGGACUUUUCGUUUGGUGCGGCCGCCGCCGGCAACGUGGCCAAGGGCGCGGCCGGCGCGGACGCCUACUCGUCCUCGGAUUCGGGGUCGGACGACGACGGCAACACAUACCGCAUGCCGUCGACGAACCCGGGCGACGGCGAGUUUGGCGACUUCAACCCGCGGAAGCGGCGACGGACGGGGCGCGACGCCAAGGAGAGCGCGGCGCUGGGCAUCUUCGGCAGCGACAGCGAGGACGACCACACGCAGCGGCGAUGGAAGCAACGGCAGCCGCUGCGGAAGCAGGGCAUGAGCUUUGUGUCGUCGGGCGCGAAGAAGGCAAGCGAGGAUGAGGAUGACGAAGAUGAAGAGGACGAAGAGGAUGACAAGGACGGCGAUCAUGGCGACAACGACGAAAGUGAAGAGGACGGCCGGUUUGGGCUGAGCAGCGCCGCGCAGCGCGCGGCCGGUGUGCAAGACGGCGAAGACUACACGAAGCAAGACGGCGAGGAAGACGACUACGAUGACGAGACGCCGGGCAUCGGCCUAGGCUUUGGCAGCGUCCGCGGCGGGCUUGGGCUGGGUGCCUCCGACAACGCAUCCAAACCAGCGAGCGGCACCGGCCUUGGCUUCGUGCCGGCCUCUUUCCAGAGCAGUCGAAACGGAGGCCGAAACAGCCACAGCAACCAACGACGACCACCGCCGUCCUUCCAGUCGGCCAGCUCGGCGUCCCACGACGAUGCCGCCAUCGACACGCAAAACCCGCUCGGCCAGGGCUUCGUCCCGUCCUCCGCGUACGACCCCGUUCUCCGCCCCCAAGGCCAGUCAACCAAAGAACCGCCCCUGGUGGCACGACCGAGCGCAUUCUCUUCCAAACCGACACGCGGUGGCGCCCGUGGCGGCGCCCGUGGCGGCAGCAGCUUCAACGCCAAAUCGUUUGGCGCCCGCAUGAUGGCCAAGAUGGGGUUUGUCGAGGGGCGCGGUCUCGGCAGCGAGGGCCAGGGCCGCAACAUUAUCAUCGAGGCCAACCUGCGGCCACAGGGCGUCGGCCUGGGCGCGGUGCGCGAGAAAUCCGAAAAGGAGCGCCAGGAAGAGAAGCGGCAGGCGCGUCUGCGGGGCGAGGCCGUCGUCGACUCGGACGAGGAGGAGAAAAAGGUCAAGGCGGCCGCGGCCGCGCGCCGGAAGAAGGCCUUGGCGAGUGGCGGCAGCGGCAGCGGCAGCGGCGGCACGAACAGCGGCACCAGCACGCCGCGGCGCGCCAAGAAAAAGUACAUGACCAUGGACGAGGCCAGGAGGGCCGCGCCCGGUCUGCACAUUCCCGAAGCGUUUACACCCAUUCUCGACAUGACGGGACCAGGCAAGCGACUGUUGACAUCGUCGUCGGGGCUCAUGACCCCGACCAGCGGAACGGCGGCAGGCACAGCGUCCACAGCGUCUCCGUUUGUCGGUGGCACACCGGCUACAGGCGCAGAAACGGCCGAGCAGGCUGAGGCGCGGAAACUGGCACGACGCGCACAGAGCGAUUUCAUGGCGAUUCUCGAGGAGUGGCAGAGCCUGCAGAACCGCAAGGCGUUUGCCGAGCUGCAGGCACAGCAGGCGCGGCAGGAAUUGGCCGAGCUCGAGGUCAACCUGCAGGCGCACACGGCCAUGACGAGUGCCUUUUCCAAGCUGUCGGUACAACCAGCGGACAACAGUACCACGGCCGGCCGUAAUGGCGACGGUGACACAGUCGAUACAACCAAUACAACCGAUAAAACAGAGACAAACAACACAUGGCGACCGACAUGGGACCGCACGAUUGCGCAGCUGCAGGCCGCUGCCGAGACCAUCCCGCCGGCGUCCAUGAGCGAAAUGAGAGACGCGCUGGCCGACAUUUGCGUGGCGGCCCUCCACCCGCUGUUCAAGCAGGCCAUCGAGGCCUGGGCGCCGCUCCAGGAUCCCAACCAGCACCUGGUGGACGGGCUGCUGUCGAUCCAGGGCUUGCUCGGCUUUGGUCCGGACGCAGCAGCGGCGCGUACGCUGCUCGAGGCCGACGAACCGGCCAGGGACCGCCGCCUCGAUCCCUUUGUCCUCCGCAAGCACAAGGCGGCCACGGCCACCCCCUACGAAGCCAUGAUGUACACGCUGUGGCUGCCGCACGUGUCGGCGGCCGUGCGCACCUGGGACGCCGUGCACGACGCCGACAGCGUGCUCGCCCUCUACGAGGCCUGGCUGCCCGUGCUGCCCGGCUUUGUGCGCGCGCACCUGCUCGAGCAGGACAUUGUGCGCCGCCUCGACGAGGCGGUGGCCAAGUGGGAGCCCAAGCGGCGCCGGCACAGCGCGCAAACGACGCAGAACCUGCCGCACCUCUGGCUCUUCCCCUGGCUGCCGUACCUGCCGGCGCGCCACGUCGACCCGUCCGCCGCCAACGGCCUCGUGGUCCAGGUCAAGCGCAAGUUCCGGCAGCUCAUUGACGUCUGGGAAUUUUACCGGGGCGUAGUGCCGGGUCUGCGGCAAUGGAAGGCCGUUUUGCGGCCCAGCGGAAGUGGUGGCAGUGGUGGCAGUGGUGCCGGUGGUGCCAGCUCGUCCGCCUCGUCCGCGCGCGACCAGUGGCGUCCGCUCGUCAUGUCCCACGUCCUGCCGAGCAUGGCGCGCUACGUCCGCGCCCAGUUCCGCGUCGACCCGCGCGACCAGGCCGGCUACCUGGAGGUGAUUACGGGCGAGUUCCAGUGGCUGGCGCUGCUGGCGCCCGAGAUGGUCGGCGAGGUCAUGGUGGCCGACGUGUUUCCCAUGUGGCACGAGGCCCUGUACCACCUGCUGACGGCCGCGGACGAGUCGCUGGACCGCAUCGGGCAGUGGUUCCAGUGGUGGGCCGACGACGUGUUCCCGGCGUCGAUCCAGCGGCUGCCGUCGGUGGCGGCCGAGUUUGAGCGCGGGCUGGGCAUGAUCAACGAGGCACUGGACAUUGGCGUCGUGGAUGCGACGACGGGUGUCUACGAUGCCGACCGUGUUCGCCAGUUCCUGGCGCCACCCAGCAAGGGGCCGGCCCUCAAGGCGUCGUCGUCGUUGUCAGCGUCCCGCCACAACGGGCACCACAGUCGGCACCACCAUGGCCACCACCGACACGACGGCAAGGAGAUGCCGACAUCGACACCGGCCGCCCCCGAAAACGAAGAAAUGUCCAUCCGCCACUACGUCGAGGAAUGGUGCGAGUCCAACGACGUGCAGUUCAUCCCCGAGCGCAAAAAGGUGCACGCCGAGGGCCGUCCGCUCUAUCGCCUGACCACGCGCGGAGACGGGCGCGGCGGCGUGCUGGCCUACUUCAAGGGCGUGCGCCUUUACGCGGAGACGAAAAAGGGGCCUUUGGAGAUCCGCGUGGACCGGGAGGACGACUGGACAAAGUUGUUGUCCAUGGCGCAGUAG